GCCGGCCGCCAGCCCGCACUCGCACAGCGACUUCUUGCCAUGGAGCACCGCCACCGCCUGGAGCGCCGCCUACUCUGCCUUCUGGCCUGCUUCUGCUCCAGCCUGCCGGCGGCCGCGGCGCUGGAGUACUGCGGCUCGCUCAACUUCUGCCCCAGCGGGACCUUCUGCUGCUUCGACGACAGGUGCUGCAACACUACGUACGUGACGCUGGGGGCCAUAGCGGCGGCGGUGGUCCUCAUAGGCCUCAUAGCGUGCUGCUGCUGCUGCUGCUGCUGCGGCCGGAGGGCGAGGCCGGGACAGAUUUUGAUCGUGCACAACAGACCCCUCGUGGCAUCGCCCUGAACGCCGGAGUGGAGAGAACACGCAGCGGUGACGAGCGCAACGUUCUCUCGUGUAUUCUUACGAGCAACUCUGACUGCUUCUCACUCUCCGAGGUGUAAAUGAAAUGAAACUCUUGUUUUGUACAUAAAAUCUAGAGGAGUAUAUUUUGAAGUAAUUUUAAUAAAGAGAGAAAUGCCGUCAA
Schistocerca gregaria is the source of this 523-nucleotide messenger RNA. RefSeq lists its product as uncharacterized. The record is from RefSeq and is a predicted model, not a curated record. The coding region runs from base 40 to 342 and encodes 100 amino acids. NCBI's taxonomy places the organism in Eukaryota, Metazoa, Arthropoda, Insecta, Orthoptera, Acrididae. The transcript is spliced from 4 exons.